GAAUUUCUAAUCCUGGCGGUCGCUGUAAUAAGAAUGAUUGUGGAGUGGGAACAUGUGUGACUACAGAAGAAAGGGAUUUCUGCAUCUGUCCUAAUACACAUAUCUCUAAGGGAUUAAAAUGCAUAGACCUCUGUACAGCUAAGGAGUAUCCAAAAAGAGUCUGCCCCGGUGAAGAAUGUUUGCCAGACGAAAUAUUUGGCUUCAAGUGUAAAUGCGAAGGCAAAUUAACUUAUGAUAAAAAUGGUGUCACUUGCAGAAAAAAAGUGAUGUGUACCGAAGGUCGUGGAAUUAAAAUCUGUGCCACCAAAUCUGCUACUUGUGUAGAAGACUCUGAUGCUUCCGAUGGAUAUAGAUGUGAAUGUGGUAAGGAUCAAGAAAAAGAUUCUAAUGGUAUAUGCCAAGAAAAAUGUCAGCUACAGAAAUAUCAACAGCAGUGUGCCGAACGAUCGGCUAUAUGUGAUAUAAGUGGCCUCAAUAACUGCAAGUGUCCACCAUUGCUUUCAUUUGAUAAUCAAGAAAGAUGUACAAAAAUCGCUCAAGCAUCCUACACAGUGUUCUUCCAUUAGCUUCCACCCAUUAUAUGUCCAAGAUCCAAUAUUCACCUUCUAGGGUAGAAUCUGGAUCGCUUGUCGAUUAUCGUGCUAUCAGAAAAGAUCUCCAAGCCUCAAUGGAACUCCUGCUUGGUCCAAAUUACAAAUUUGCAGAUGUUCUGAGCUGCAACAAUUCCACAAGGACAUUAAAUUGCUCUAUGGAAGUUCAAUUCAAUUCUGAUCCCAAGGAACAGCUGAAACUUAUCACUGAACAAGGAACUUGUAUAUCCUUUGACUCAGAGUAUUGUUUCAUUCCUCCUGCACUAACACUGCGCAAAGCAGAAAUCAAGCCAGGCAUAAUUGCUCCAACAGAUCCUUGUACAGAUGAUAUAAAGAAUAAUAUAUGUAGCCCAGAAAUGGUUUGUGACAAAGCACAAGAUGGCUCUCGAAAUUUUAAAUGCAAAUGCUCCAAAGGUUUCUAUUCUUUGGGUUUCUACCAGCCUUUCUCCGAUAAACAAACAAUUAUCCACAAGUGCGAAGAUAUCAACGAAUGCUUACAACCGAAUGUAUGUCCAAAUGGAACAAGAUGCGUGAAUACUUACGGUAGUUUCGAAUGUCCUUGCAAGGAAGGAUACGCACCUCUCAAGGCAAUUGCGGAUACUAAACUCGUUGGCUGUGCAGAAAUGUGUGAUUCAAAGAUAUGCCUGCAUGGAACUUGUGAGAUAAUUGGAUCUCGAUUUCGAUGCAAGUGUGAUAGUGGUUAUUCUGGAUUUAACUGUGAUGUGGAAACCACAAUAGCAGAAAAUGAAGGAAUCCGUAUAGCUGUCACUAGCUGUAUAGCUGUUACAAUUUCCAGUAUAGUAGUACCUCUACUUCUUUUAACAAUAUUCAUAAUCCAUAAAUAUAGAACACUCAAGAAACGAACUUAUAAAUCGAACUAUUUAGAUGAUGAUUCUUCUUCUAUCUCCCUUGUAUCAAUGAGGAGAAGAAGGUGGACAUUUGUCUUUUAAAAUGUGCCAUUUUGAAGCGCUAAAGGAGAAAGCUUACUUUCUCACAUACUGAAACACGAAUUUUAUUAACAUAAUGGCAACUAUAAAAUGCCAAAAGACCCAGCAUAUUUUUUCUGCCAUUGCUAAGUAGUUAAUCAACCGGAUAAGAAGAAAAAUUGCUUUCUUAUUUCCUCCUCCCCCCUUAGUUUCCAUUAAUAUAGGUUUAAGAUUGAAAUUCCUUAUUCUAUAGCAUUUCCGAUUUUCAAAAUAACGUAGGAAGCCAUUAUUUUUCUCAUAUUCAUAACCAUUUUUGAAGAAUGUUUGGAAAACUUGCAAACAAAUGUUGGUAAAAUUAAAAUCCAGUUUUUUAAACUGAAUGUAAAGAUCUAAGCCUAUGAACAAACCAUUCGCAUGUCAUAGCCAUGACGUCACAUGUGUGCAUCAAUAUCUGAUAUUAUUUUCUUGUGUAUAAAAUCUGAAGUUCCAGCUACAAAUGAAUUCUGAAGUUCAUGCAAUGCGCUCCACGACAAUGAACUAAUUUGUAGUCUCUUGGCUAUAAUGACAUUAAAGAUAUGAAUAAAAUAACAAUUGCAAUAGAAAGUGAUAAAUAAUCGAACUGUAAUAAUUGUGAGGUAGCUUACAUCAUGAUAUUUUUGCAAUAUUGAUGCGUUUUAUGUGUGUAAAUAAUAUUAUUGUUUGCAUGUGAAUAAAAUUUUCAUUGUCAUGGU
Molecule: messenger RNA, 2247 nt
Organism: Stegodyphus dumicola
Lineage: Eukaryota; Metazoa; Arthropoda; Arachnida; Araneae; Eresidae
Molecular function (GO): calcium ion binding
Source: RefSeq, a predicted model, not a curated record